Andrographis paniculata is the source of this 1530-nucleotide messenger RNA. RefSeq names its product squamosa promoter-binding-like protein 6. Gene Ontology annotation, cellular component: nucleus. The record is from RefSeq and is a predicted model, not a curated record. The coding region runs from base 507 to 1325 and encodes 272 amino acids. NCBI's taxonomy places the organism in Eukaryota, Viridiplantae, Streptophyta, Magnoliopsida, Lamiales, Acanthaceae. Gene Ontology annotation, molecular function: DNA binding. The transcript is spliced from 4 exons.
UAUUCAUUUUUCAUAGAUAUCUCAUAUCCCCCUCUCCCUCACCUCUCAUCUUCUUCCUUGUCUGCUUUGCUUUUGUUUAAUUUGUUUUUAACAUGAAGAAAUCUUUUGCCUUAAUUUUCUAGUUUGUACCUUGUUAUGUUUCUUGAUUGUUCUCCUCCUCUAGUGGGAUUUAUCAUAAUUAGUUUUUACAACUUUAGCUUGUUCUCCAAGUUUGUUUGUUUGUGGGUUCUUUGCUAAUUUCUUCAUUCUUGGGGGUUGAGCUAGCACCAACUAGCUACCUCUCUAUCUCUCUCUCUCUGGAUAUUAUUCUUUACUGCUUCUUGAUCUUGUUGGGUUUCUUGAAUUCCUUACUUUAGGGUUAAUGGUAUUGUUAUACAGUUGGGUGUUGAAUUUUGGAGCAAAUUAGCAUAUAGAUUGUGUGUUCUUGAUUUCAUUUCUUCAAAAAUAUUUUUAGAUUCGUGGGUUAGGAUCAAAUGAAAUUCAAUUGAGGUUUUAAAAAGGGGAAAAUGGAGUCUAUUGAGGGUAAGGAAAUGGUGUUUUUUCCAGAUGAAGCAACAGAUUUCCAAUUUGAUUCAACCAUCGCAUUGAAUCCAUUAAUGAAAUUCACGAGCUCAAUUAACGAUGACAAGUUAUCAGCUCCAAUGGAAAUUCGAUCAAGAUCCCCUCGGACAGCUACGAAUCUGCAGAUUCCGACCUGCCAAGUCCAUGGAUGUAGCAAGGAUUUGAGUUCAUCCAAGGAUUACUACAGAAGGCACAAAGUCUGCGAUGUUCACUCCAAGACCGCCGUCGUCGUCGUCAAUUCAAUCCACCAGAGGUUCUGUCAGCAAUGCAGCCGGUUCCACGUCCUGUCGGACUUCGAUGACGGUAAGCGCAGCUGCCGUAGACGCCUCGCCGGCCACAAUCAGCGCCGCCGUAAGCCCCAAUUCAAUCCUUACUUAGGCUCGACGUACUUUGCGAUGAAUGAGGCAAAGGCCUCGUUACUUUUAUCGGGGCUUCUGCCCGGCGAUAUCUUCGGUCUUAAAUGCGACAACCGGCCGGAAAAGCGUCUGAAAUUGGAAGAUGAACAGAGUCUGACAUCUCAAUUUUCCGGGCCGGCUCCGGCGACAGAUUAUUGUCCGAAUUCAAAAUUAUCUUCCUGGAAUCAGACGACAUUAUCGGUUUCGGAUUCCAGCCGUGCUCUCUCUCUUCUGUCACCGCAAUCAUCGGAUGCUCCGAUCGUAAGCAUGCCGUGGAGCGUCGAUGGCGGCGGCGGGACGGUGGAUUUGCUGGAGCUGUCGUUGAAUCUGCAAAGAGUGGAACAGCAGAAAUACGUAGGGAGACGAUGAGGGUAGCUAAGCUGCUCUUUUUUAUUUACAAGCUUGAAUUUGUGGGUCAUAUUAUUAUUAAUUGUUUGUUAGAGCAUGAAAUUGAAUAUUCCAAUUUACAUGGACUUGUUUAUAAUUUAAAGGUGAAUGUAUGUAAGUAUGUUUGUGAUAAAUUGAAUUGAAUAUAUACGGAGGGAGGCUGGCGUGCUUAAGCGUGGGGUAAUGU